Molecule: messenger RNA, 1578 nt
Organism: Aspergillus welwitschiae
Lineage: Eukaryota; Fungi; Ascomycota; Eurotiomycetes; Eurotiales; Aspergillaceae
Product: cytochrome P450
Exons: 5
Coding region: 1-1578 (525 amino acids)
Molecular function (GO): heme binding; iron ion binding; oxidoreductase activity, acting on paired donors, with incorporation or reduction of molecular oxygen
Source: RefSeq, a predicted model, not a curated record
AUGGAGACAGCAGGGCCCGCAACAUGGACUUCUUCCUCUCUUCUGCGCCUCCUGGGCUUCUAUGUCUUGUACCGUCUGAGUCGCGCCCUCUACAACAUCUCGCCCCUUCAUCCCCUCAGCCAUGUGCCAGGCCCCAAACUGGCUGCCGCCACCUUUUUGUAUGAAGCCUGGUUCGACCUAAUCCAGGGGGGACGAUACACCCGCGAGAUUCAACGGAUGCACGAGAUCUAUGGUCCGGUAGUGCGCAUAAACCCCGAAGAACUUCAUUUCAACGAUAUCGCGUUUGUCGACGAGAUCUACGCCGGGGGUGGUCGAAAGAGAAACAAGCAAGUUCAUUUCCUCAAUUUCACCGCAGGCCCCAUCACAUCGUCCAUGUUCGCGACCAUCGACCAUGACCACCACCGGAUCCGUCGCAGCCCGGUGAAUAAGUUCUUCUCACGGGCUCAGAUCAUGAAGCUCGAGCCUGACAUCAAAGAGCUUGUAGACAAGUUAUGCGAGAAAAUAAUUCGCCUUGGCCUUCGAGACAAUGCACCCCUUGAUAUCACCACGGCAUACAGCUGUUUCACCGCGGACGUCAUCUCGAAGUAUUGUUUCGGCGACCCCUUCGGCUUUGUGGCGCAGGAGGGCUGGACCCCAAACUUUCGAGAGCCCCUGAACGCGGUGCUCGCCGCGACAUUUCCCUUUCGCUUCUUUCCGCCACUCAGGAUCUUGGCCGAUAUCGCCCCUCUCUUCGCUAAAUGGGCGCGACGGGACGUGAAUAUCAUGUUGGUUGAGUCCAGCGAGAAGAUGCCGGCCCGCAUCCAGGCGGCCCGCCAGGACUAUCAGACGACAACCGGCUGUAGCACCAGCACCACCGGCUCUGGCUCAAUAUUCCGCGACAUUCUACGGUCGUCACUGCCGGAAGCGGAGAAGACCGAUCGUCGAUUGGGAGGCGAAGGCUUCUCGAUGAUCUCAGCAGGCACCGAGACUACAGCUUGGACGCUGACAGUGACUUCCUUUCACCUUCUGAGCCAACCCGAAACUCUCUCCAAACUGACCCGAGAACUACAGGACGCGGACGCAAGCCAGCUGUCCUGGGUAGGCCUAGAGAAACUCCCCUAUCUCAGCGCAGUCAUCCUUGAGGGACUGCGUCUGUCGUACGGGGUCACUGCGCGGAUUCCUCGCAUCGCACCCAACGAGCGAUUGCUCUAUCGCGGUGAGUUCCACGGCCGAUCAAUUGAGUACGUAAUUCCUCCAGGCACGCCGAUGGGUAUGUCGAAUGCAAUCAAUCACCACAACGAGGCGGUGUUUCCUGAUUCGCAUACGUUCCGGCCAGAACGAUGGUUGGGGAUCGACGAUGCUCAGCGACGUCGGAUGGAGAAUUGUUUGACCUCGUUUUCAAAGGGGAGUCGUCAAUGUCUCGGCAUGAACCUCGCGUACUGUAACCUGUUUCUGGCACUGACCGCCAUGACGCUGCGCGUGUUUCCUCGGAUGCGGUUAUACGAGACGACUGUGGUGGAUGUGCGAUAUGACAGUGAUGCGUUCGUUCCGUUACCGAAGAAGGGGAGCCAAGGGGUUCGGGUUGUCAUAGUCUCUUAG